Anneissia japonica is the source of this 1850-nucleotide messenger RNA. Its product is annotated as epidermal differentiation-specific protein-like. Gene Ontology annotation, biological process: visual perception; lens development in camera-type eye. Lineage: Eukaryota; Metazoa; Echinodermata; Crinoidea; Comatulida; Comatulidae. The transcript is spliced from 6 exons. Gene Ontology annotation, molecular function: structural constituent of eye lens. The record is from RefSeq and is a predicted model, not a curated record. The coding region runs from base 1 to 1140 and encodes 379 amino acids.
AUGCUGCUUUGGCCAAAACCUGAGUCAAUGAGGAGUAGAUAUUUACCAAGAAGGGUAAUGUGUUUAUACUUUUUUGUUUUGUUUCUUUUUUUAACGAAUCAGAUUAUCAUAUAUCAGGAUACCAACUUCAAAGGAACGUCUCGUGAGCUCACUUCAAAAGAGUCAAAUCUUAGCUCAAUCGGUUUCAAUGAUAGAGUGUCAUCGAUCAGAGUCAUUGGAAGUGUAUGGGUUGGUUAUGAACACUCUCAAUAUAAAGGUCGUCAGUAUAUUUUAGAAGAGGGUGAUUAUUCGACGUGGCGUGCAUGGCAAGGCUCUAAUGAUCAACUAUCUUCAUUGAAGAAACUAAAUCUAGACAUUGGAGAGACCCCUCAAAUCACCCUCUACCAACACAACAACUACAGUGGAAGAGCAGUGAAUUUCACCUAUAAAAUUACCAAUCUAAGUUACUACAGGUUCAAUGAUGAGGUCUCGUCAGUCAAAGUCAAGAGUGGUGUUUGGAUUCUGUACGAACAUGCUAACUUUAAUGGGAAACAGUGGGUAGUUACAGAAGGAUCUUACUACAGUGCAUGUUCAUUUAGAGGAGAGAAUGAUAAGGUCUCUUCACUUCGACCAAUCAAAGAGCCAUUUCACCCGACUGAGGUCCUCAGCAUGGAGUUCGACAUCGCAGCUGGAUUACUCAACCAAACUCCUUCCGCACUCGUCAAUCUCUCGCAACGCAACGAUACGAGUACCGAUCAGCAAGCUUCCUGGAGCACCAAACGUAUCGCAACCACCACCAAAACAUACGAGUGGCACUGGGAAAACAGCACAGCAAUUAGCGUUGACACCGAAUUCAAAGUAGGCGUGCCCCUCAUUGGAGAAGGAAGUAUCAAAAUAGGUGUGGCGAAUACCUUUGCCAUCGGCCAAGACAGAGGAGAGCAGAAUACCCAGUCUGAUGAAUGGACCUUCAACCUUCCAGCUACUGUGAAAGCGGGAACCAUCAUGAGGGCUCAGGUGAACAUCCAGCAUGGCAAGAUAGAUGUCCCGUUUGUGGCUGUCCUGAAGAAAGGUUAUCGUCGAUGGACGGAGAAAGGCACUUACAAGGGAACGCAGAGCUUUAACUUGCAAGUUGACUACAACGAAACACCUCUUGAAAAAUAAAAAUGCGCUGCAAGUAACACAAUUAUAGAAGUAGACCUUUUCUACAUGCUUUAGUUUAAGCUUCUUUUGUAAAAUCGCUGAAAUAAUACUUCUUUGAAUAAUACUAAAGUAGUAGCAAUAGUAAUACAGGCCUAAAUAUAUAUGAAGAAAUAUGUUUGAAAUUUAACUUAACGUACGAACUACAAAGUGCUAUCAAUCACCUGUCCUUAUUACACUUUCAAAAGAAUACACCCGACUAGAUUUUGGAAACAUAUCAAGUAAAAAUUCAAUUCUUACAAUUCGGUGACAUUGUAAGUUUGUGACUCCGCUUUUUUCAAUUUGAAAAGCCAAAUUUUUAACAUUAGGCCUAUUGCAUUAUAUGACUUACUAAACUAUUUUUUUUCUUCUUUUGUUUCAUUACACAUUUAAUACUUAUCACAAUGAUGUAAAUCACUUUCAGGAUUUAACGCUAACAAAACGUUUCUAAUUUAAGUUUAAAUUAACAAAAUCUGGAUGUUUCCCAUAACGGUAUUUACUAAUAUAUGUAGGCUGAGACUAAUGUAGGCCUUUUACCUAGUUUACCAAGACUUAAAAACAUUUUAUAACUAAUCUUACAUUUUAGAUUUCGUCAUCAUGAACCAAAUACAGAUACGUCUUUAAAAAAAAUGAUUAUGGAGAAGCUAACCAUCUCACCGUUGUUGGUGACUGUUGAGAAUCGUAAGCUGUAGCCC